CUAUUGUUGUUAGAUACCAUCAUGCUAAUUCAUACUAAAACGUGCUUCACUCUAUUUCUAAAUUUUCCUUAGUUUCUUGAUCUGUCUUUAUUGGCGUAAGCAGUUCAAGUAGGGAAAUUUUUUGAUUUAUAGUGUUUAUGAUUAGGAGUUCCUAUUGCUCAAGAAUCUGUCCUAAUUUGUUUUCAGGGAUUAGGGAGUAGGGAGAGUUCAGCAUGAUCCGUAUUGCUGUUUCUUAUUGUUGGUAAUAAUCUCCAUUGCUAAAAUCUUGAAACACAUAGUGCAUGCACAAUUUGCAUGAUUGUGUCAGAUGGGGGAAAGGAAAUUGAAUUUCAAUGUACCACUUCUUUCUGUGAGGAAGUUUCCACACCGUUGAGGUCUCGUAAUGGUGAUCAAGGGAAGGCUACUGAUAAUUCUAUGCUCAGAAGACGACAUACACUUUCAGCCUACAUGGCAGACCCCAGUCUGGAACAGGUUACAGAACCAGCUGCUGUUCCAUUUGUGUGGGAACAAACCCCUGGAAGACCCAAAGAUGGUGGUCCAUUUAACCCCAAGGACUGUAAGGUGGUUUCUGCCACUUCAAGGCUUCCUUCAACAAGAAGGACCCUAGAAGUCGAAAAACAUUCUACUGAAAAGCAUUUAGAAGAUCGAAAUGUGAGUCAGCUUCAAAUUGUAGCAUUGCCAUUGGUUGGAAAAAUAAACGAUGAGGAGGUUUCAGGUUCGGAGAAUAAUGAUGAUGAUGUAUAUGCUGAUGCACUUGACACACUGUCUCCCUCGGAUUCCUGUUCCAUAAAGUGUAGUGUUACUGGUAUAAGCACUUCUGAUGAAUUAUUUGUGAGACCGUCAGGAACCUUCUCUACUGAUCCACAAACUCGGGAUUUCAUGCUGAGCUGCUUCUUACCAGCAGUCAAGGCGAUGACUCUAGAGCCACAUCAGUAUGCUUCAAGGAAGCAGCCUGUGACAGUUGAGCGACCUAGGCAGGUUAAGGCAGUUCUUAGUAGUAAUAGGAAAUCACCUGUUAAUCAGUAUGAGAAUAAGAUCAUACCGAAUUAUGGUGAGGAGCAAGAGGAAGAAGAAAGCGAAAAUGAAGAUGAUAACUAUGACCAUUCUGGCAACAUAUCAGCCAAGGCUUGUGGUUUCAUUCCUCACUUGUGCUUUAAAAAUUCUUUAAGCCUUUUAAAUCCUGUUCCAGGGAUCAAAAUUUGGACACAUGCUUUUGUAUCUUCCACAUGUGAGUUUGGAAAAUCUAGCGAAGCUGCAUGUAUCAAAUCUAACAAUCAUACUGUGAAGAAGCAUGCUGAAGAUGCUGUCUAUAAACACAAAUCACAUAGUCGAGCUCAGUCCCCUAAGCGACCAGAGGUUGAUAAUAAGCUACGUAGUGGCUCGAGCAGGUUUAGUUUUUCAAGUGAUAGACAAGCAAUAUGUGAGUCAUCUCCCUUCAGGCGCUCUUCUGGGAUAUCUCCUUAUCGAAAUGAAACACCUAGGUCCCCCUUCAGUGGACGGGAUUUCCUUGGUGUUCCUCAAGAAGCAGAGGAUUUGAGAUCAAAUAGAUUAGAUUUGUAUAACAAGGGCACUAGUAUGUCUAAGAGUCAGGGAUUAUUGUUUCAAAGUAGCUAUACGCGAGGAUCUCGCUCAGGGAGCCCAAUGGUGGAAAAGACAUUGCAUGUAGAUACUGUACAUGUUGUACGAAAGUCAUACUCAAAAUCAGGUCCUUUAGAUGCGAAGGGACGAAUGGAUUCUAUGGGCAAGAACUUUAAGGCUUUUUACAAAAGCAGAGAGUUGGAGAAGAGUGCUAUUCCAGUAUCUUCUCUCCGCGAUGUUAAAAGCCUAAAAUCCAUGGAGCGAGCACACAAAUUGGAAGACAAAAAUUUGGGUUCUAAUGUUGAUUCAGAUUGCAGGGUCCAAGCAGACAUUCCACAGGACUCAUAUCAGCAGCCUAAGUUGGAAUGUAUCAAAGUGACUGCUCAUGGAAAUAAAGAUGUUAUCAAUGAUCAAAGUUUAAAAGCAGAUGAUAAAGGAAAUGUUGUUACCGUAAAGUCUCCUCUUCACCCACCUUUACCAAAGACACCUUCUGAGUCUUGGCUUUGGCGUACCCUGCCUUCAAUAACCUCCAGAAUCCCUUUCACCAAUACUUAUCUUGACUCUCAAUUUCAUCCUAAAAAGCAGCAUCCAGAGACAUCCUUUCCUAGUUCCAAGUGGGAAACCAUUGUAAAAUCUUCCCAUUUGCAUCAUGAUCAUGUUCGCUACUCUGAGGAGUUGGUUAGUCACGCUUCUCAGCACUACCAAACAUCAACUCCUUACACCAUGGUUCCUAGCUACAAAUGGUUAGCCUAUUUCUUUGUUUGGAUAUCGUUUUUCUUUUGUUCAAUAUAGUCAAAGGUGGCUUCACUCUCCCAGGCACAGAAUUUUGUCAACUUUUACCCCUUUUCUGAAGAUUGUCAUCAUCGUUUCUUCUUUUUGUUUGCUUGUUUUCCUUCUACAUUAGGCAAGAGGAAUAUGCUCUGCCAGUGCUUGCUUAAGUUUUUGAGUCACCGUGAACCUCUCUUAGACUGCUAUGACAAUUAGGC
This is a messenger RNA of Tripterygium wilfordii, 2564 nucleotides long. RefSeq lists its product as uncharacterized. Lineage: Eukaryota; Viridiplantae; Streptophyta; Magnoliopsida; Celastrales; Celastraceae. The record is from RefSeq and is a predicted model, not a curated record. The transcript is spliced from 3 exons. Bases 295 to 2370 code for a protein of 691 amino acids.